AUGAGUGGAGAGUCCAAUGCUGUGCGUGAUGACGCUGAACUAUGGUCCGGGAACAAGCUGACCUCCAAGCAGACGAAGAAGCCGUUCAAGGUUAUCGUGGUAGGCGCUGGCAUCGGUGGCCUAGCCGCAGCAAUAUCGUGUCUGCGCGGCGGAUGUGAAGUGACUGUUCUCGAAAAGGCACCGGCAAUAUCACCUAUAGGCGCUGGAAUUCAGAUUCCGCCAAACGCUGCUCGUGUCCUCCAAUAUUUUGGCCUCGAGCAAAAGAUCCGCGACGCUGGGGCCAUUCAAGUCAAAGCUAACCACCUCAAGCGCUACAAAGAUGGAAAGAUCCUCUGUAGCCGGUGGGGUACCGACAAGAUGGUCAAGGAGUUCAACGGUCCUUGGUUUGUCAUCCAUCGGGCAGACUAUCAUAGCGUCCUCCUCGAUGAAGUGUCCCGACUCGGGGGCAAACUCCAACUGAACGCGGAAGUGGUCGAUGUCAAAGCAUCGGCCGAGAGACCCAAAGUGGUACUUCGGACAGGUGAAGUUAUCGAUGCAGAUGUUGUCGUUGGGGCGGAUGGUACGUGGUCAAUCCCGAAUUCGUGGCUGAGAGUGCUGACAAUGUCUCGGCAACCAUCGCCUCCUGAGCCGACUGGGGAUCUCGCAUACCGGGGGACAUUCUCUCGCGCGCAACUUGAGGCGUUUCAGGAUCCUCGCGUCGACGAACUGAUCAACUCACGCUGCACCUACAACUGGGUGGGACCAGACCGACACAGCGUCUUUUAUCCAGUCAAGAAUGGCGAUGCAUUCAACCUGGUUCUCAUUCGCCCUGAUAAUCUGCCUUCUGGGUCCAGAACGGAAGCGGGUGAUGUUGACGAGAUGCGGAUGACAUAUGAAGGCUGGGAUCCUGUGCUUGCAAAGAUCAUAUCCUGCCAUGACACCGUCUUGAAAUGGAAGCUGUGUCACCAUGAAGAACUCCCGACUUGGGUCAAAGACAACGUUGUGGUCCUUGGAGAUGCGUCUCAUCCCAGCCUGCCCUACCAAGCACAAGGAGCCGCCAUGGCCGUAGAAGACGGUCUAGUGCUUGGGCUUCUGCUCGGCCGACUCCAAGCCAGCGACAGAGUCCCCGACGAGGAGAAACGAGCCUCGAUAAACUCUGUUCUUCGACUGUUUGAGUCGCUGCGCAAGAAGAGAACUACAACCAAUGUGAAAGGAGCUAUUGCCAACCGGUACAUGUUUCACAUGCACGAUGGUCCCGAGCAAGAAGCUCGAGACAGAGAGCUGGCAGAGGCAGACUGGGAGAAGCCGUGCCGGUGGGGUUGGGCCGAUAUCAAUUACCAGAGGAAGAUGUUGGGAUUCGACUCUGUGGCAGAUACCAACAGGGCGUUUGAAGUGUGGCUCUCGGAGGGAGGGAAACUGUAG
Fonsecaea pedrosoi CBS 271.37 is the source of this 1401-nucleotide messenger RNA. RefSeq lists its product as uncharacterized. The record is from RefSeq and is a predicted model, not a curated record. Lineage: Eukaryota; Fungi; Ascomycota; Eurotiomycetes; Chaetothyriales; Herpotrichiellaceae. Gene Ontology annotation, biological process: secondary metabolite biosynthetic process. Gene Ontology annotation, molecular function: monooxygenase activity; FAD binding. The transcript is spliced from 9 exons. Bases 1 to 1401 code for a protein of 466 amino acids.